Molecule: messenger RNA, 342 nt
Organism: Emiliania huxleyi CCMP1516
Lineage: Eukaryota; Haptophyta; Isochrysidales; Noelaerhabdaceae
Exons: 2
Coding region: 1-342 (113 amino acids)
Source: RefSeq, a predicted model, not a curated record
AUGGCCUCCCAUCGCAUCGGCGCCCGCGUCUCGGGCCUCUCGCCAGCGCAGCUGUGCGCCAUCAUCGAGGCGCAGGCGGGCGCGAGCGACGCCGCGCUGCGCGUGGCGGAGGAGGGCCUCUCGACAGCGCAGCUGUGCGCCAUCAUCGAGGCGCAUGCGAGCGCGAGCGCCGCCGCGCUGCGCGUGGCGGAGGAGCACGCCGCACGGCUCGUGGAGCAGCCCGAGUGGGUGCUCUCCGAAGUCCUCCUCUCGCCGGACCUCGCUCCGCACAUCCUCGCCCAGCUGCCGACCAAGGAGCACGCCGUCAAGGGGACCCUGUCGGCGCUGCUGACCGUGCCAUGA